UCUCUCUCUCUCUCUCUCUCUCUCUCUCUCUCUCUCUCUCUCUCUCUCUCUCUCUCACACACACACACACACACACACACACACACACACACACACACACACACACACACACACACACACACACACACACACACACACACAAACACGUGUGUAAAUCAAGGCUUUUUAAACAUACUGCUGCCAGCAAUCAUCAUCUCCACCACCCAAAGCAGUCAUAACAUCACCACGAUCAUCAUCAGUGUCGUCAUCUUCAUCAUUAUACUCGUCGUCAUCAUCAUCAUCAUCAUCAUCAUCAUCAUCAUCAUCAUCCUCAUCAACAAGAAGCGAAUCCAGCGGCCAGCACCUUCAGUAAACUGUCAGUGGAUGCGCGCUGUAGAUGAAGCAUGGCAGGGGACGACGAAACAAAGCCGGAUGACCAAACCGCGAAUGAUCAGAACAAUCGGCAACCUUUUCUAAUCGGUGUCGCUGGAGGAACUGCCAGUGGCAAGUCGUCGGUGUGCAGUAAGAUCAUGGAGCUUCUUGGGCAGAACAAGAUCGACCACCACCAUAGGCAGGUGGUGAUCCUCAGCCUGGACAGCUUCUACAGGGUGCUCUCCCCUGAGCAGAAAGCCAGAGCUCUGAAGGGACAGUUCAACUUCGACCAUCCAGAUGCGUUCGAUAAUGACCUCAUCAUCUCCACCUUGUGGGACAUCUUGGAGGGCAAAAUAGUGCAGCUUCCAGUGUACGACUUUGUCAUCCAUUCCAGGAAAGAGGAGACUGUGACGGUGUACCCAGCAGAUGUGGUGCUUUGUGAGGGCAUUCUAAUGUUCUAUGCUCAGGAGAUCCGGGACAUGUUCCAAAUGAAGCUGUUCGUCGACACAGACGCCGAUACCAGACUGUCACGCCGAGUGCUUCGGGACAUCUGUGAACGAGGACGGGACUUGGAGAGCGUACUCAGCCAGUACAUCAUGUUCGUCAAACCUGCUUUUGAGGAGUUCUGCCUACCGACCAAGAAAUACGCUGAUGUCAUCAUACCCAGAGGCGCAGACAACCUCGUUGCCAUAAACCUAAUAGUUCAACACAUCCAGGACAUCCUCAAUGGGGGUUUAAACAAGAAGAACAAUGGCUGCCUGGAGGACUAUGAAUUGACUCAGAACCUGCAAAACACUGAGCCCAGCAGUCGCCCCCAUUGACCACAAUGCAUUCUUCGACAGGAAGGGCUUGAUGCAAAAUAAAGAACCUCUUUUGCUAUGGUC
Molecule: messenger RNA, 1235 nt
Organism: Gadus macrocephalus (Pacific cod)
Lineage: Eukaryota; Metazoa; Chordata; Actinopteri; Gadiformes; Gadidae
Gene: uck2a
Product: uridine-cytidine kinase 2a
Exons: 7
Coding region: 384-1172 (262 amino acids)
Cellular component (GO): cytosol; cytoplasm
Molecular function (GO): kinase activity; ATP binding
Source: RefSeq, a predicted model, not a curated record